Messenger RNA from Trachemys scripta elegans, 6696 nucleotides. It is a transcript of the gene CDC42SE1, whose product is annotated as CDC42 small effector 1. Gene Ontology annotation, cellular component: plasma membrane. The record is from RefSeq and is a predicted model, not a curated record. Lineage: Eukaryota; Metazoa; Chordata; Testudines; Emydidae. The coding region runs from base 447 to 683 and encodes 78 amino acids. Gene Ontology annotation, biological process: regulation of Rho protein signal transduction. Gene Ontology annotation, molecular function: small GTPase binding. The transcript has 5 exons.
CCACUACGCCGACGGGAUGUGUUCUCCCAUCGGCGUAAGUCACCCACCUCCCUGAGGCAGUAGCUAGGUGGAUGGAAGAAUUCUUCUGGUGACCCAGCGCUGUCUACACCAGGGGCUGCGUCUCUCCGGUCCGGCUUUUUCACACCCCUGUGCGAUGUGGCUACGCCGAGGUGUGGCCAGCGCAGGGGACCUGAACGGUGACACACGACCCUGAGAGCUGAAGGGGAAAGUGACCUUCCCCCACUUCCCUUGGGAUUUCCUGGCCGAGACCAACUACACCUGCUCCAUGGAGUGACUCAGAGCUGGGCCUGGGCUGCCAUUUCUCUUGGGUGUAAACCCUCCCAGUUCAAGUGGGAGUGAAGCCGGGGGCCGGAGGAGCCUUGAUCACAUCUGGAAGCCGAGCGAACAGAGGGUGAAAAAAAGAAAAACUGGAAGCCUCUGCGAAUAUGAGUGACUUUUGGCACAAACUCGGCUGCUGCGUAGUAGAGAAACCACAACCGAAAAAGAAAAGGAGGCGAAUUGACCGCACUAUGAUAGGGGAGCCGAUGAAUUUUGUACACCUGACGCACAUCGGAUCAGGUGAUAUGGCAGCUAACGAGGGCCUUCCUAUGACAGGCGCUGUUCAAGAGAUGAGAUCCAAAGGCGGACGGGAGAGACAAUGGAGUAGCUCCAGAGUUUUGUAGCUCUAGCAAUGGAGUGUAGCAACAGAGUGUUCCAGGCUACGUCAACAGCCCACACUUGAAUUGCCUGUUUGCCAGACAGGUGGAAAUACAAAUAUCUAGCGCUUUAUUCACUCGAUAACUUAUGCAAACUGAUCCCAAACUUCAAAUUUUUUUUACAUGUUUUCUCAGCAUCUAAUAAGUUUUCACUGAAAGUGCAAUGUGGGUUUUUUCUUUUUUUUAAUACUGAAAGUUCCUCUCCUAAUCUCCCCCCCCCCCCCCCGCCCCGUGAAUCCCAGCAGCUUGUGUUUUUGCUGUUGUUGUUGGGUUUUUUCAGAGCCCUCUAACUCUAUUCCUGACUAUAAGCACAAAAAUAACAGCCAAGCACCAGUCUAUUCGACAGUCUUUCAGCGCUGCCGUGAAGAAUGGAAAGAUUAGCCCAUGAAACUGUCAGAGCAUCGUUUGGUCCCACCUUCGAUGGGAGAGGAAAGGUCACUGCUAAAACAUUGGUCUUCAAGCUAUACAAUUUCCUCUUUGGAAUUUGAUCCAAUUCAGGGGCUGAUGAUCAGGAUUGCUGUCAGAGCAAAACACUCCCUUAACAUCAAUGUGUUCGGUUUAACUGGUCUUUAAUAGCACCAGAAGAUAUUCAUGUCAGUGGCGCUGGGCAACUUAAUUAGCUGAGCUUUAAGAUGGGAAUAUUCAGGAGUGAUGGAGGGUCUAGUUGUCAGAGAGCGGAACUCCUGAUUGCUAGUCCUGCCUUGAACGCAGAUUCCUCUUGCAGCUUGCUCUUAAGUGCUUUCCUGAGUCAACGCCUUAGGCCUACAUUUUAAAAGGUCCCCACUCAUUUUGGGUGCCCAACUUGAAGGCACCUCGGGGGCUGAUUUUCAUAGGUGCCAAGCUUCUGGAGUCUGGGGGCGUGGUCCAGCUGAAAAUCAGGCUCUUGAUGUCGCAAGUUGAGCACCCAAAAUUAGUAGACUAUUUUCAAAGGGCUGGCCUCCCUGCCUCAGUUUCCCCAGCUCAUAACAACGUGCCUACCUCACAGGGAUGUUGUGAGGAUUAGCAUUCUGCAAAGAGCUGUUUGUGCUAUAUAACAGGACUAUUAGAAGAAAUGGAUUUACCCAGUCGUCUUGAUACUUCUUCAGGUGCACGAUGAAAUGCACAGCACAGCAAUCCACAGUGUACUUAAAAAGACAUGUUAAUGGCCAAGAUCUUCAGAACUGAAUAGUGAUCUUCAGGGCCUCAGUUUGGAGACACCUUAAUGUGGCUUGACUUUCAGAAAGCGAGGCGCACCUCUGAAAAACAUCCCUCCUAAAGUCUCAAGUUACUUUUGAACAACUUUGGCCUGCAGCUUUAAGACCUGUCUCGUGCAGUGUGUGGAACAGUUUUCUGUGAAUAGAUCAGUCCUGUAAGAGGUGGUACAUAUAAACUACUGUCAUGGUUGAAAGGGGAUCUUCCUCCAUAUUUCUGUUAGAGAUGUCAGUGUGGUACAAACGCACACAUGCGUGGUUUUUUUGUUUUGGUUUUAAGACAGAAAACUAGUUUAGAAGAGUCCUCAGCUAUAUCUCAUCUAUACUGUCCCAAUAAUGCGUAAAUAGACCAUGGCCCCGGAGACAAAUUCCUAAAGGUGAAUCGCCUAGCGAUGAUUCAGUAUCCCCUCGCAAACACGUCUGAAGAAUUACGGUUACUACCUGUUUCUGAUUGAGGUGUCCUCCAGGAGAGAGCAUCGGUCUUCAUGAAACUGUACCUGCAAUACAUUUCCUCUAAAGUGUAGCUAUGCUAGCAGGAACUGGUCCCAUCCAAAGUCACUGUGGAUACAGUCAUAAUUGUUCUCUUUAAGGCCCAGUCCAAAGCCUGUUGAUGGAAAGAACAGCAUUGGCUUCAAGGAGCUAUGGAGCAGGCCUUUAAUAUGUGACCAUAAAGUUUUCAAUAAUGAGAAGUAGGGGCCUGAGGGAUAAGACAGACACCACUUGCUGCAAUGAUUCCAACACAUCCACAGCCAGGGGGAAUAAGGGUGCUUUGAGGGCGACUCGCUCUAAGUGAAAGAUGCUCUGGGAAUGCAAAGUCUCUUCAAAGUGUUUGUCUCUGGAUCUCUUCCCUACAUCCACCUUUGAAACUAGUCCCCUGGUACAUUCCCCAGGAAAGCAAGCAGCUUUUAUCUAUGGGGGGGGGCAUUGCUCCCCAUUACCCCCGGCUUACAGGCAAUGGGCCCAAUUCAUCUCUUUACUGGAGGAACUCCCACUGAGCUCAGUGCAGUAACUCUUGAUUUAUGACCAUACACGGGAGAGCAGGAGCUGCCCAGGGUGUAAGCCGGCAGAGAAUUUUGGUCCGUAGCUCUACAAAGUGGGACGUCUGCCAUAAGGGGAAGGACUAAAUCUUGGAACAGCAAAUGAAUCAUUGGGGCCUGAUUGGAUGUGCAGCCAACGGUCGCUACAGCUCUGCUUCAGGAUUCCCAUCAAAGAGAGUGGCAGUCAGUUAUCGCUACAGUGGACAAGAGCUGCUAUGGAUGGUACAGAGUAUAAACAUCAGUGUGGUUUACCAAGUGGCUUAGAUUUGAGGCGUAUCCCAGGACUGCAGAGCUUGCUAGCCCCACCUUUAAACAGCCUUGUUUUGUAAAGGGCCGGACGGCUUGGGGGACCUGGUCGUGGGAUACGGAGCUUCUUAAAUUCUAGGCUGCUCCUGCAAAUUCAGCCCAUAUCAGUAGCCACGGAAAGCUAUCGUUAGCCGCCUGACAGCUGUUUGGUGAGUCUCCGCCCCAGUGACACACGCUGCUAUUGCGAUCGCGGGUAGUCGCUACGGCAAGGCCCAGGUUUGGAUGCACUAUGGCAACUGGAUUCCCCUCUGGAGCAGAGUGAAAGACACUAGUUGGGCUAUGUGUUGUGGGAAGCUUGCCUUGCUACUGCCCCAGCGGGAGGGAAGAUGUUGGUCUCCAAAGGUCUCAAUCUGGUGCCUUUUACUGGCAUUAAAUUCACCCCAAAAUUAGGAAAAAUAAUCUGCGUCGGGAACUGUAGGCGCUCACAGUUGACUUAAUGCUUUAUAUUGUAUGUCCCAACAUGCUUGUGGAUUAGUAAAUUGCAACCUCACAUCUUUGUGUAUCAUUGCUUAGCUAUAUACAUGCACACUGUGGUCAAAGGUGAAAAGGAAACGGUGUAUUGCAGUCUCUGUUUUUGCUUCACGUGCUAGGCUCUUUUUUGCCAGUUUAUGAAAAGUUUUAGGCCUGAUUUGCAUUGAAAGCAGAAGAUAUUCUGGAUGAAGCUGUGAAAGCUGACCUAUGGAGAUAAAAUCAGUUCUUCUGCAGAAAGCUAGUCCGUACUCUUCCACUGAUUUUUUUUUUUUUUUUUUUUCCUCCUGUAGCGUGUUGCUUUCCUUGGUAUUUUAUAUAUGAACUGCAGAUGCUGAUUCAGGUUUUCCAAAACCUGAUACUAAAACUUUUUGUGCUAUCCUGAGGGAGUGUGUCUUUAGAACUGCCAAAUGCAUUUGUUGACAUGGAACAGUUUGUCAAAAUGGGGAUGCUGCCAUCCUUUCUAUGAGCACAUACUGAGGUGAGGGGUGUGUGUGUGUGUGGUGUGUGUUGGGGGGCAGGAAGGGGUGUUAAAUGGUUUGCCCUGAACUGGAGUCUGUUUGAUGUACAGUUAAGAUCCUGACAGUCUCUGCAUUUUAUUUUUUUUAGUCCUGUUUGUACAUUGACAGCUAGAAAUUUACAUAAAACUACUGUUUGGCUCAGGCUCUGAAGGCCUGUUGCAAAAGCAUCUUGUUUGCCUGCUAGUGUUCCUACAAAGUGAAGGGGCAUUAUUGGUCAGCAUGCCAGGUUCCAGUCAGAGGAACAAGCACUCCUCUUUUAGAUUAGUGGAAAUGCAGAGUGCCUCCAUCUAACUCCAUGUAAAUCCAGAAUAACACUGAUGGCAACACUGGAUUUACACUAGUUUAAAUGAGGGCAGAACCUGGCCUUGAAUUGGUGACAUUUCACACAACAGAGUAGGAAACACACCAUUUUGUUUGUUGCAAGAUGCGCAUCUAUUUUUGCAAGCUUUCAGAAGAAGAUUUUAACUGCCAUUUGGAACCUGAUCUCGAUCACACAGGUGCAAAUCUGGCAUCUGACUCCAGAAGAGUUGCUCCAGGUAUACCCUGCUGACAGAAAUCAAAUCUGGCCCUGUGACUUUUUAAAAAAAUCACUGUCAGGUUAAAUCCUAUUUUAAAACCUCACAGAAUAAAUUUCUGUAUUGUUAGAUGAUUGUAACUGGAAAAAAAAUUAAGUCAAGUUCACAUUUCACUAUUUAUGUAGUUUUUAUUACUUUGUGUGUUUCUCUCAGCUUUGACAGUGAAAAUAGGUCAUUUUCCCCUUUUUGUUUUCUAGUCAGUUUCAGUUUUAUGUUCACCACCACUAGCCCAACAUUGCAGUGUUUUGCAACCCAAAUACUGCAGGGGGAUGUAAUGUUUGUGUGGUGGUUUUUGUUUUUAAAUUGUUUCAAUUUUUAAAAUUUUAUUUUCUAUCUAUAAGUGGAUAUUGGUUUAUAAAAGCUUGUUUUUAAACAAAACCUGAGUUUUGGAUCCCAAUUUGACCUGACAGGUCACUAUUAAAUGAAAAUCAUCCCUUCCCUACCAACCUCUCUGGUCCGUGGUAUCAGUGCAAAACCCUUUCUUACCAUGCUCUGCAUGUCUGUUUGCGUUGAGAAACAAAAUAAGGACCAAUAUUCUGCAGUCCUUAAUUGAACCAAACUUCCAUUGACGUUAACAAGCACCCUGCUCUUACUGGAGUCAAGGGCCAAGUGUGAUACGCUCAUUUUAAGGCCCUGAUCCUGCCCCAUUGAAGUCCAUGGGAGUCUUGCCACUGGGAACAAACUUUAGCACUAAAGGCCUGAAGCCACAGCAGGCAGGAGAGGCCUGAUUCUCUGUUGUCCUGCAUGUUGUGCGCUCAUUUACAUGAAUGCAAAUAUUGCCGAACAGAAUGGCAGUGACUUUACAUGCUUUAAAUAACUGCACAUUGUGCAGGAUGAUGGAGAAUGACAAGGACAUUUCUUCACACAUGACUAGGAGGCAGCAAGGAACCUGUACUUGGGCAUAUAUUUAUCCUCAAGAGUUUCCCAAUGAGCAGAAGCAAUUGCAAUUGGGGCAAAUCAAAUGCAAAAGCGAGAUCUGGAACAGUCUUAGGCAAAGACCAGAAUCCCUGUGGAUAAAAUAAUCCUGAAAAACAACCAUCUCAUUCAAUGCUGCAGAAGCCUGACGGCUUUCUCUGCUCUGCCAAAUCCUCUCUUUGCUGAAAGAGUUCUGGCAAAGGCCAUUUCUCUUUUACUUCCUGGCUGUUUUGGAGAACUGGGUCCUGGACCUCCAUCACUUGAGUGCCCCAAAUUCCCGUGGAAGUUUGGGGUGUGCAAGAAAUGGAGGAUCUGUGGAUUUUUUUUUGUUUGUUUGUUUUUUUUAAGGCAUAAGCAAAAAAAAAAUGGCAGAAUGGGUAAGAAGGAGGGAAUCUGUUCAAAUGCUUUGCUGAAUGAACUCACUUAGCCAUCAUACAUUUGGAAAAGAUCAACUGUUGGCAAAGGGGGAAAAAAGCACAGGACUUAUUGCAAGAAUCUGGCUCAGUUUUCCAAUAACUUGAUUUUUAAAUAAGUAAAAUUCUAGCUCCUGCACAAACUUGGAUAUCACAGCUGGCCUGUUGAAAACAAUCGCUCUGAUGGAAUAGCUGGGCUAUUCUGAUGUUGUUACCUAAACUUUUUUUUUUUUUUUAAAGCAAGAAACGCAUUGCAUAUAAAAUGGUGUCCCUGUGCUAAAGAAACUUAGCACUGGGAAGCCAUAGCGCUAGCUAUCCGGUGGAUCCCUCUUACAAUAAAUCCAAAUACACUGAAACGUAUUUAUCAUAAUAAUCUCUGCUGUACUGAGACACUGUUGUAGAGAAUUUACAAUUAUAUUCUGCUGUGGAAAAGGGUUUUAUGGGGGUGGGGGAGUGUCUGUGGAACAGUUGUAGAGAAAUAUCCUUCUUUCUCUUUUACACACCUUAGCUUUUCCUACACAGUGUGUGUUUGAAAAUAAAAUAAAAGUCAAAGAU